AUCAUACGUAAAGUACGCGUAUACUCUUUAAUAUUUCCAUUUGAUUUCAAUAACGUUCUCAUUUUGUAGUCGAAACCGUAUCGAUACAGGAACUUGUCUAUCUCUGUGUUAAUCGCUUUCAUUAUAAACCAAAAAGAAUUUCAGAUGAGAUAACCGAAACCUGCUUAUUCUUAUUUCCUUAAACAUCGAAAAGGGGCAACGUUGUUUUGGUUCUUACAACAGAAGUUAUAACGUCACUGAAAAGUUGUAAAGAAUGCAGCGUGUAAUUAAACUAAAUCUAAUCAACGAAACUAGUUCGGUUUUUCGACGGUCUUUAUCCAUCGGUCGAACAGCUAGUUUUCAAUCUUUCAAUGUGCAAGAUCAAGAAGAUUUCCAGAAAAGAGUUUUAAACGUAUCCACGCCAGUCCUUGUUGACUUUCACGCCAAAUGGUGUGGGCCAUGCAAGACGCUAGGACCUAGGCUGGAAGCCUUAGCUGCUGAAAAGUUAGAUAAAUUUCAUCUUGCCAAGGUUGACAUUGAUAAUGUCCCGGAGCUGGCUGAAGAAUAUAACGUCACAGCUGUACCAUCAGUCAUUGCAAUUAAGGGAGGAAAAGUGGAAGGAUCAUUUGUUGGAGUUUUGGAUGAUGACAAACUCAGAGCAUUUGUCAAUAAAUUGAUUGGAGAAUGAUCUUUGCUUCUUUUGUAUGAUGUAGGGGGAAAUUACACAGUUUGUUUGAGAUAACCCACAAAAACUAGUAUCACAUCCACCAGAGUCCAAACACCAGCUCCUCCAAAGCUAAACAACUUGCCUAUUCCUUCCUAAAAGACAAAGAAAAAUUGGUUGUUGUUUGUAACUGAUUCUCUAAACAGACUUACCUGCCAGUGCCCAAGAUAGAACCUAUCUGCUCCAAACCCACCUAAAGUGAUGCUCAACAAUAGUGUUGUGCUCCACUUGUAUCCAGAAUGAAUUAUUAGUUCCAAAGCAGAUGCUGAUAUGAUACAAGAAACUAUUACUUUGUAUCCAGAAGUCCAGUUGCAUCUAAUAUUUUUGAAAAAAAUUCUCUGUCCCAAACAAAGAACAUGUGACUUAACAGUGCAAUUGGACCUAUACUUCUGAACUGGAUUGGCAGCCGAAUUACAGUAGCUGCCUGUUGCAUUGCAAGAAUGAUCUUCUGGCAAAGUUUGGUAACAAUACUGACAUUUCAUUACUUUCUCAAAGACCUUAGGACCCUGUUAAAUUUUAAGAUUACCAUCCACACAAAACUGUGCAUAUCUACUAUAUCAAAUAAUACCUCACACUGGGGAAUAGCUUGACAAGUGACAUUUACAAGUCCACCGUAGACACAAGUGAAGUUGAACUUGCAAAUCAUGCAGUCAACAGGUAAUAAAUGACAUGCCGUCCCAACAGGGCAUAAAGAAUUCGAAGUUUCCCAUGACAUUUCUUUUUCGCUGGAAAUUUCGAUCGUUCGCUCAUACGGAUAAAUGUUUCCAGAAUCCACGUCUGUGAUGUUACCUUUGGUCAUUACUUCACAUGAUUCCUGCAGACAAGCUCCUUCUGUUUGGUUAAUUGCACUCGAGUUCAAGAAAUCAUUUUCUGCUUGAAUUGGGAUAAGAAUGAAGCAAACUAUCAAGUAUAGUAAGAAACGAAAUUUAACAUUUGACAUUUUUUUUUUUUACUAUACGGCAAAUGCUUGUUGGGAUACAGCGGCGCUAAUGUAUUUUAUUACAUAUCACGACAAUAUUUGUCAAGUUGACAUUUCACAAUUCACAUUUGACACAUGACAGUUAACAAACACUUUCAGUUGAAACAUAGUCAAAAUAACGUGUUUAGAAUUAAAAUAACUUUGAUAAUCUCACGUAACUUUUGUCGUAUGGUCAUCAGAUGGACUCGACGGGAAUGGAUCCCUGUUUAUGUAAGCUGAGGGGUUGGAUUUGGUUGCUCACUA
Daphnia magna is the source of this 1925-nucleotide messenger RNA. Its product is annotated as thioredoxin, mitochondrial. Gene Ontology annotation, biological process: cell redox homeostasis. Lineage: Eukaryota; Metazoa; Arthropoda; Branchiopoda; Diplostraca; Daphniidae. The coding region runs from base 254 to 667 and encodes 137 amino acids. The transcript is spliced from 4 exons. Gene Ontology annotation, molecular function: protein-disulfide reductase activity. The record is from RefSeq and is a predicted model, not a curated record. Gene Ontology annotation, cellular component: mitochondrion.